AUGGAGGUCAUUGAGGAGAUUGAGUACGAGGGUCUGGCGGCUAGCGCGGGUCUUGGGGUCAGCAUGGCCGCAGGUGCUCUGGCUGGCAUCACAGAGCACGCUGUCAUGUUCCCAGUAGACAGCAUCAAAACCCGCAUGCAGGUGUUCGCGACGUCACCAGCGGCGGUGUACACCGGGAUGGGCAACGCUUUCACGCGGAUAUCGUCCACGGAGGGCAUGCGCGCGCUCUGGCGAGGCGUGUCGUCGGUCAUUAUGGGUGCAGGACCGGCGCAUGCCGUCCAUUUCGGCACGUAUGAGAUGGUGAAGGAGUUUGCGGGCGGGAACGUGAAUGGUGCGUCGAACCAGUGGAUAGCGACCUCAUUAGCAGGCGCCUCCGCAACCAUCGCGUCGGACGCGCUCAUGAACCCCUUCGACGUCAUCAAGCAACGGAUGCAGGUGCACAAAUCGGAGUUCCGCUCGGCCGUGACGUGCGCGCGCACCGUGUACCGCGCGGAGGGCCUGAGCGCGUUCUACGUCUCGUACCCGACGACGCUCACGAUGACGGUGCCGUUCACCGCGGUGCAGUUCACGGUCUACGAGCAGAUGAAGACGUUCCUCAACCCGAACGAAGUGUACUCGCCUUCAACACACAUCGUCGCCGGUGGUCUCGCGGGCGCGGUCGCUGGUGCGGUGACGACUCCUCUGGACGUCGCAAAGACUCUCCUCCAGACCCGCGGCACGUCGGCCGACCCAGAGAUCCGCCAUUGCCGCGGUCUCACGGACGCCUUCCGGAUCAUCUGGACGCGCGACGGGCUCAAGGGCUUCGCGCGAGGGCUGUCGCCCCGCGUGCUCACGUUCAUGCCCUCCAAUGCGCUGUGCUGGCUUUCGUACGAGUUCUUCAAGGCCGCAAUACGAGACUGA
Messenger RNA from Epithele typhae, 900 nucleotides. RefSeq names its product mitochondrial carrier. Lineage: Eukaryota; Fungi; Basidiomycota; Agaricomycetes; Polyporales; Epitheliaceae. Gene Ontology annotation, biological process: iron import into the mitochondrion. Gene Ontology annotation, molecular function: ferrous iron transmembrane transporter activity. Gene Ontology annotation, cellular component: mitochondrial membrane. Bases 1 to 900 code for a protein of 299 amino acids. The record is from RefSeq and is a predicted model, not a curated record. The transcript has 7 exons.